UUUCAGAAGACAAUGGACACAGGAAAUCAUUCCACAGUGACAGAAUUUAUCCUUAUGGGAUUAACAGACCAGCCAGAACUCCAGAUCCCCCUCUUCUUACUUUUCCUACAGAUAUACAUUAUCUCAAUGAUAGGGAAUUUGGGCUUAUUUCUACUUAUCAGGAUAAGUUCUCAGCUUCACACUCCCAUGUAUUAUUUUCUCAGUAACUUGUCCUUUAUUGACUUAUGUUUUUCCUCUGUAAUUACCCCCAAAAUGUUGGUGAGUUUCGUAUCGGAGAAGAAUAUCAUUUCCUAUUCGGGGUGCUUGACACAGUUCUUUUUCUUCUGUACUUUCUGUAUGGCUGACCUCUUCAUGUUGUCAGCCAUGGCCUAUGAUCGUUAUGUUGCCAUCUGUAGCCCUCUGAUCUAUACCACCACCAUGUCCCAGAGAACUUGCUUUCUGCUAGUGGUAGGGGUGUAUACUAUGGGGGUCUUUGGAGCCAUGACUCAUACAUGUGGUCUAAACAGAUUAUCCUUCUGUAGAAAUAAUGUAAUUAGUCAUUAUUUUUGUGAUGUUCCUCCCCUUUUGAAGCUUUCCUGCUCUAGUACUCACCUCAAUGAGCUUUUGGUAAUGCUUCUGGUUGGAAUCAGCUCAUUAAUAACCACUAUACCUAUCGUGAUUUCUUAUGCUUUCAUCCUCUCCAAUAUCCUCAGCAUCCAUUCUGCUAAAGGCAGAUCCAAAGCCUUCAGUACCUGUGGAUCUCACAUGGUAACUGUUGCUCUCCUCUAUGGCUCCACCAUUUUCAUGUACUGUCAACAUGCAACAGAUAGCAACCUCACUCAACAGAAAGUGGCCUCAGUGAUCUAUACCACAAUCAUCCCCAUGCUGAACCCCUGGAUUUAUAGUCUGAGGAAUAAGGAUGUAAAGGAGGCACUGAAGAAAAUCAGGAAUGACUGGACAGUCCCUUGGCAUAAGUGGCACAAUUAA
Antechinus flavipes (yellow-footed antechinus) is the source of this 966-nucleotide messenger RNA. Its product is annotated as olfactory receptor 8D1-like. Gene Ontology annotation, cellular component: membrane. Bases 13 to 966 code for a protein of 317 amino acids. Lineage: Eukaryota; Metazoa; Chordata; Mammalia; Dasyuromorphia; Dasyuridae. The record is from RefSeq and is a predicted model, not a curated record. Gene Ontology annotation, biological process: G protein-coupled receptor signaling pathway; sensory perception of smell. The transcript has a single exon. Gene Ontology annotation, molecular function: odorant binding; G protein-coupled receptor activity; olfactory receptor activity.